AUGAACCCCCAGUUGGCCGGGAUCCUGCUCUGCGCCCUGGUAGGCGCUGCCUUGGGACACCGCGCGCGGUGCUAUGACUGCGGUGGCGGCCCCAGCAGCUCCUGCAAACAGACGGUGAUCACCUGUGGUGAGGGUGAGCGCUGCGGCUUUCUGGACCGCAAACCCAACGCAGGACAAGCCAAGCAACCCUCCAUGACCCUCAGCCAGCACCACCCAGCCUGUGUGGCCACCCAUCACUGCAAUCAAGUGGACAUAGAGUCGGUAGGAGGCGUGACCGUCACAACACACAAAAACUGCUGCGUCGGAGACCUGUGCAACAGUGCCGUGGCGAGCUCCCUGACCCCUCUCUGCAUCCUGGCUGCAGCUGUUACCACCCUGGCCUGGCUCUUACCAGGACUGUAG
Cricetulus griseus (Chinese hamster) is the source of this 402-nucleotide messenger RNA. The record is from RefSeq and is a predicted model, not a curated record. NCBI's taxonomy places the organism in Eukaryota, Metazoa, Chordata, Mammalia, Rodentia, Cricetidae.